Molecule: messenger RNA, 2626 nt
Organism: Ochotona princeps (American pika)
Lineage: Eukaryota; Metazoa; Chordata; Mammalia; Lagomorpha; Ochotonidae
Gene: FLOT2
Product: flotillin 2
Exons: 11
Coding region: 175-1461 (428 amino acids)
Biological process (GO): regulation of myoblast differentiation; protein localization to plasma membrane
Cellular component (GO): plasma membrane
Source: RefSeq, a predicted model, not a curated record
CGGCCGGCCCCGCCCUCCGGCGCCACACUUCCGGCGGGGCUGCGACCACGGAGGGGCGCCGCGAGCGGGCGGUGCUGGGGGUGGCGGCGUAGGCUGGGCGCGGCCGGGCGCUGCAGACCCGCUGCUGCUGUCCGCGUCGGAGCCGGGCCCAGGGCCCUGCGUCCCGCCCGCGCCAUGGGCAACUGCCACACGGUGGGGCCCAACGAGGCGCUGGUGGUUUCAGGGGGCUGUUGUGGUUCCGACUAUAAACAGUAUGUCUACGGCGGCUGGGCUUGGGCCUGGUGGUGUAUCUCCGACACUCAGAGACUGUCUCUGGAGGUUAUGACCAUCCUGUGUCGCUGUGAGAAUAUUGAGACGUCGGAGGGGGUCCCGCUAUUCGUAACAGGGGUUGCACAGGUGAAGAUCAUGACAGAGAAGGAGCUCCUAGCUGUGGCCUGUGAGCAGUUCCUGGGUAAGAAUGUGCAAGACAUCAAAAACGUCGUCCUGCAGACCCUGGAGGGGCAUCUACGGUCCAUCCUCGGAACCCUGACAGUGGAGCAGAUCUAUCAGGACCGGGACCAGUUUGCCAAGCUGGUGCGGGAGGUGGCAGCACCUGAUGUAGGCCGCAUGGGCAUUGAGAUCCUCAGCUUCACCAUCAAGGAUGUGUAUGACAAAGUAGACUACCUGAGCUCACUAGGCAAGACACAGACUGCCGUGGUACAAAGAGACGCUGACAUUGGUGUCGCAGAGGCUGAGCGGGAUGCGGGUAUCCGGGAAGCCGAGUGCAAGAAAGAGAUGUUAGAUGUCAAAUUCAUGGCAGACACCAAGAUUGCUGACUCCAAGCGGGCCUUUGAGUUACAGAAGUCAGCCUUCAGCGAGGAGGUCAACAUCAAGACUGCCGAGGCCCAGCUGGCUUAUGAGCUGCAAGGGGCCCGUGAGCAGCAGAAGAUCCGACAGGAAGAGAUCGAGAUUGAGGUGGUGCAGCGCAAGAAGCAGAUCGCAGUGGAGGCACAGGAGAUCCUGCGCACAGACAAGGAGCUCAUCGCCACUGUUCGCCGACCUGCCGAGGCUGAAGCCCAUCGCAUACAGCAAAUCGCUGAGGGUGAAAAGGUGAAGCAGGUCCUCUUGGCACAGGCAGAGGCCGAGAAGAUCCGCAAAAUCGGAGAGGCGGAGGCAGCUGUCAUCGAGGCAAUGGGCAAGGCUGAGGCCGAACGGAUGAGGCUGAAGGCAGAGGCCUACCAGAAGUACGGAGAUGCAGCCAAGAUGGCCUUAGUGUUGGAGGCCCUGCCCCAGAUCGCCGCCAAAAUCGCAGCUCCUCUGACCAAAGUCGACGAGAUUGUAGUCCUCAGCGGGGACAACAGCAAGGUGACAUCAGAAGUGAACCGGCUACUGGCCGAGCUACCUGCCUCCGUGCAUGCCCUCACGGGUGUGGACCUAUCUAAGAUACCCCUGAUCAAGAAGGCCACCGGUGCACAGGUGUGAGGCUCCCGCAGGCCUGUCCCCUUCAGCGCCUGUUUUACCACCACAGGAACAACGGAAACAUUACUGAUUCUGGUGCCUUAUUUGUAGGGACCAGAAGUGCUGCGUGUUCAGGCCAUCUCUACUGUCUUCCUGCCUCUCCUGUCUGUCUCCCCUUCCUCUCCUCUCUCCAACACUCUCACUUUCACUGCCAUGUUCAUCUCAUGUGUCUUCCACCUAGUUUCCUCAUGGGUCUCUUCCUCUGUUUCCUCCCUGUGCACAUCACGUAGCCUAGACUGAAGAUGUUUAUUGUAAUCACUAUCUGUGGCAGGGUGGCCCUGCUGCUCCUCAUAUCCUGGUGCCUUGAAGUUCUUUGUGCAUCUGACUAUAUUUCUUGUGGCCCUGGCCAGAGCUAAGCAGGGGUUCUGGGUGAGCUGACCACUCUUCCCCUCUCCUGGCCUGGUCCUCCCAGCCUAAGUCCUCCCCUGGGGAGCCCAUAGUCUCUCUCACCCCUGCCCCUCUAGACCUGGGUAGCCAUGGCUACAGAUCCCAGUCUUCCAUCAUCUCUCCUGAGGCCUAGACCUGCUCUCCUGCCGCCCUCUUCCCUACCCUAGGGGCACAGGGGCAAGGCCUCCUGUCUAACAGCUCCCUCACUCCACUACUGCCUUAGGAGGUCCUUGCUUGUGCUCAGGGAGAGCCUCCUCAUGGGCAUGUCCCUGAUAGGUGGGGUGGGGCGUGGGCUAAGUCUGUCUGGGAUCAGGAUCUAGCCCUGUUGGGGACAAGAAUAUGUGUAGAUCCUCUUUCUGCUAUGGCUGCAUGGCCCUGGGUACCAGGCCCUUGUCGGGGGCAAGGCUGUGCCAACCCUGUAUAGAAUCAAGUGCUAUAGACUGGCCAGACCUUAUUCCCCAUGUGCCAUCUUCCUGGCCAGAGUGAUAAGGUUUCAGCCAUGUGGACACAGCCCAGUCUUGUCUCCUUGUUCCAGUGGAGGCAGAAAAGCCCAGGGCCCAAGCACUCUGGUGCAGAUGCUGUGGGUUUCCCCUAGUCCUGGGCCCUAACCCCCAACCCCCAGGCCUGCCCCAGCCUGUGUAGCUCUUCCUGCAUGUGGAUGCUGCAUGUCUGGUCUGGGGCUUGGAUAUUGCACUGCCCCACUGCCUGCCCUUUCUAGUCCAAUAAAAAUCUCUUCUGCCUA